This is a messenger RNA of Acanthochromis polyacanthus (spiny chromis), 5578 nucleotides long. RefSeq names its product epsin 2 (gene epn2). The transcript is spliced from 10 exons. The record is from RefSeq and is a predicted model, not a curated record. Gene Ontology annotation, cellular component: endosome; clathrin vesicle coat; plasma membrane. The coding region runs from base 502 to 2322 and encodes 606 amino acids. Gene Ontology annotation, molecular function: clathrin binding; phospholipid binding. Lineage: Eukaryota; Metazoa; Chordata; Actinopteri; Pomacentridae. Gene Ontology annotation, biological process: endocytosis.
GUUCUGGAGGAGGAGAUACGUGUAGUCCUGGCUUUAGCUGGCUUAGCAUUAGCAGCGCAUAGCUAGGCGGAGGCGCAACAAGCUCCUUGAACGCCGAAAUAAGUACUCUGUCUUGAUUUUUUUUACCCUUGGAAUUUGCCCGAAUAUUUAAUGGGUGUGUAACCCUGGAGUACCAAUAGAGCCUGACGUAGCCCAAAAAUUAUGGUGAUGGCAUGGUCAUGUGUGCAGCCUGCACUGUGUGUGUGGAGAUGGUUUUAACAGACGCUGUUCUAGAGGACUCAGGAACACUGCACUGGCCUGGAGACGCCUCAAAAACAAACACACGACACACUUUUACACAAAAAGAUUAACGUCGUGAGAAAGGACGCAGACGUGCGGACACGACACGAGCUUCACCGGAAGCAUACACACAUUUCCAAACGCAAUCGGUGUUGUAGCUCCUCUCCUGUGUGAGAGUUUACUUUUUUUUUACUUUUUGUCUGUCUCAUCUUCACCGCCACCAUGUCAAGCACCAUCCGCCGGCAGAUGAAGAACAUGGUUAACAACUACUCUGAAGCAGAGAAGAAAGUCAGAGAGGCCACGUCUAAUGACCCCUGGGGCCCAUCAUCUUCACUCAUGUCUGAGAUCGCAGACCUUACAUACAAUGUGGUGGCCUUCAGUGAAAUCAUGAACAUGAUCUGGAAACGGCUCAAUGACCACGGAAAGAACUGGCGCCACGUCUACAAGGCACUCACCCUGCUCGACUACCUGAUCAAGACGGGCUCAGAGAGAGUGGCGUUGCAGUGCAAAGAGAACAUCUUCGCCAUCCAGACUCUGAAGGACUUCCAGUACAUUGACAGAGACGGCAAAGACCAGGGCAUCAAUGUCAGGGAGAAGAGCAAGCAGCUAGUGGUCCUACUCAAAGACGAGGACCGCCUUAAAGGAGAGAGGUCUCAGGCUCUGAAGACCAAAGAGCGUAUGGCCCAGGUGUCCACAGGCAGCAGUCAAAUGGGUUUUGGUCGAGGCUCGUCCCAACCCAACCUUUCCACUUCCUAUAGUGAAGAGUAUGGCCGAUCAGAGGGCUCACCUGCUUCCUACCAUGGCUCCACGUCCCCCAAUACGGGUUCGGAGCUGGAGCAGGCCAGACCUCAGACCAGUGGAGAGGAGGAGCUACAGCUGCAACUUGCGCUCGCCAUGAGCAGAGAAGCCGCUGAGCAGGAAGAGCGCAUACGCAGAGGGGACGAUCUGAGACUACAGAUGGCCUUGGAGGAGAGCAAGAAAGAAGGUCCUGGCUCAGCAAAACUGGCCAAGAAGAAGAAAGAGCCACAGUCAUCUUUGAUGGAUCUAAUGGAUGUUCCAGAGCCUGGUGCCAGUGCUGACCCAUGGGGCACUGGGGCUGGAGCCGGUGCUGUGGCUGGGGCUGUGGCUGGGGCUGGGGCUGGGGCUGGAGCUGGAGCUGGAGCUGGAGCUGCUGCUGCAUCGGCAGACCCAUGGCAGCCUUAUGGAUCUGCCCCUAAGCCAGCAGCCCCAGUGGACCCAUGGGGUGCACCUCCUUCUGUCCCACCCAUGAAGAGCAGCGAUCCCUGGGCACCAAACUCCACUCCUGCCUCUGACCCGUGGGGCUCUGCAGCUGCCCGCUCCAAGACUUCCAACACAGGUAACUUUGACCUGUUCAGUGCGUCCAAUGGUACGUCCAAAGAAGACUUCUCAGAGUUUGACAGCCUGCGUUCUUCCUCCUCUGUCCCCACUGGUGAUGGGGGCAUAGCAUCCUCUCUCCCCUCCCAAGUCAGUCUGGCUAGCAGUGGCAGUCUGGACCUGUUCGACCCCCUGCCCACCUCAGCAUCUACUUCUGUCACCACCAACCCAACCAGAAAGACUCCAGAGUCCUUCUUGGGUCCCAAUGCGGCCCUGGUCAAUCUGGACUCUUUGGUGACCAAACCAGCUCAGCCUGCACCAGUCGUCAACCCGUUUUUGGCUUCAACAGGUGGCUCUGCUCCAGCUCCAGCACCCCAUGCCAACCCCUUCCAAGUGAGCCAGCCAGCUCCCCCCACCCUCAACCAGAUGCGCGUCAGCCCGAUGCCCUCUGGCUUUGGCGGUAUGGCAGAGCCCAUAUCCCUCCCCACCAUGCCCGCUCAGCCCAUCACCAUGGUCCCCCUGGCAGGUAUGGCCCCCAUGGGCCAUGUUGUGCCCGGAAUGGGGGUCGGUGCUGUGGGAGGGAUGGGGACGAGCACAGGGAUGAGCGCGGGAAUCCCAGCCUCCAUGUCCAUGCCCCAGCCACUGAUGAGCAUGCCCCCCCAUGCUGGAACACAGCCUGCCGGAACCACCAACCCCUUCCUUUUGUGAGGGGUUGACUGGGGGACAACUUGGCCCAGAGUAACCCCUCAUCUGUCUGCAACUUCAGCUCCUUAAGAGGCUUCAAAAUGAACAAGGAGAUGUCUUAUCCCAUUUAUUCAUUUAUAACCAACUCCUAGCCGGGUCACAGCCUGGCCUCCUCCAACCUUACCACACUCCCUUCCUCCUCUCUUUCUUCCUCUUUCUUUCUAUGCUAAAAGCUGCCUAGUCCUGUGUGUUCCAUACUGAUAUGAUGACGAUGUUGAUGACCACAAAGAGUUUGCUUCUGUCUACAGACUUUAAAGAGUAGCAGUGGUGUUUACAGUUUUUCCACCGAGGCAGGACAGUUUCUCCUCCCUGUCCUCCUCUCAUUCACUCGCCUCUUCUUCCGUACUUCUUCCCUUAGGACUGCUCUUUUCCUCUUCUGUGGUGGAGUGACAGGAGAGUUUGACUGUACUAAUGCCAGGAUCUUAUCUCUUCACUAGAGCUAAUCUUUUAUAAGCCCUGUCAGCUUGUGUGCGUGUGUGAGAGAGUGCACAUCUCAGUACUUUUACACUGUGUAUACUCCAGUGAGUUUUACUUACACACACUGGAGUAAGGAUGAGAGAUGGUCAGAUGUGUUUAUACUCUGUGUAUGCGUGUGUUACAAAGCAGGAAUUUUGCACAAUUUUUGGCUUUUUUUUUGGUUUUCUUUCUGCGACUGUUGGGCUCACCGUUACACCUUAGCUUAGGGAGGAAGUCGAGCCGCUAAAACGACCGAGACGACACACACUGCCUCGGCUCUUGGUACCACUCAGUCACAACUCUCGUCUGGUCACUUCCCCUCACCUUGGACCUUUUUCUCUGACCCUCCACAUGAACUUUGACCUCAGCGGGUCACUGGAUUAACAAUGAACGCUUCUCAGAGGAGAUAAACCCUCUUUUUAACCCCUAAAGGUGGACAUGAUGAGUGAACAGUUGUUUUUGUUUGUGUGUGCGUGCACAUAUGCAGGUGUACUGUUACUGCUCGGAUACUAACGGCUACAUGUUGAUACAUUUACCACUGAGUUUCGCCCAGUGUGUGUUCAGAGGAAAAGACACAAACUGUGAUGGCAUCAGUAUUUUGCUAUCUGAACACAUGGAUGCAGCGAGGCAUCUUGGGACAGUUGUUUUCCUUUUAAGUUUGCUACUAGGGUCAAAGGGAUGAGGGAGGGUUGUGUGUGCGUGUGUGUGAAGUUUGUGUGUGAGAUAUGUUUAGCUUCCAAGUGUACUUUAAUGAGCUUUUUUUUUUUUUUUUUUCCAUUUCUCACUCGGUUAAGAGGAACUCUACUCACAUUUAGCUCAAGUUAGUUUCUGAAGUGCAACUCAAAACAAGGGGUAAUUUAGGCAUCAUCAGCCUUAAGUGUGUGUGAGUGUGCGCAUGUGUGUACGAAUGUGCAGCCAUUUAUCGAGGAAUGUUACUAUGGUGACAAGGUUGCAAAGAAAGCUCCGGGUUUUAAAGGGCAUGUCAGCCACUCAGUGUUGUGAAGAGUUUACCUCCGACUGGAUUUGCUCUGGCUAAUCUAUUUACAAGAACAUUACAGCGUGGACACACACUCACACACACACUCUCGAACGGGGCUUUUCCAAGAUCAGACUAUUGACAGCACAGGGAAUCCCACAGCAAACAGCAGCGAGUUAUCUCUUGUAAACAAGCAGUUGUUCAUUUUGUUGGUUACUUUUUGUUAUUUACUCGUUAGAUGUAAAUCCAUAGCCAAGCCUUUUCUGAGUUUUGGAGCCAUGUACUAGCUAAGCCAUGUGUCAUCUUUAGUCUCUCUUUUGUCUAUUUUCUGUCAUUCUAGUUUUUCACCCUAUGGGUAGGCGAUGUAAUUCUCUUCUCUUAGAAGCACAACUGUUACCAAAGUCAUAGCGACUGUGAUUUCUGAGGAUGCCGUACUUUGAACAGUAGGGUCACACUUCACUGACAUUUUUCUUUUUGGUUUAUGGAUGCUCACAGUGUCGUAGACUCCAUCGUCAAAUUGUUUUAUAUUUCAGAAAUAUUUUACAUUUUUUGCAGUUUGUGUAAGAAAGUGUUACUGUUGGCUGAAUAUCAGCGCAUUUACUAACAGCAAGAUGAGCAUCUCUCUCUUCUAUUGGUUGAUGCAAAACGGCUAAAGAUGAGCUGCACCUGGUGUAUAGACCCCUUUUCUCUACACUGUAGUCUCCUCAGCUCUGUCAGCAUACCUGCCUGUGUUGUUACUGUGGAAGGCUUUUUUUUAUUCCUUUUAUGGUGUGGGUUGGCGCCCCCUCAUGGUCUGCUGUGGUAUGAUAGCUACACCACAGGACCGUGGAUGUUUCCACUUAAUGCAGACCAUUUCUCAGGCAAAAGGAGGGGCAUCUCCAACUGUGUGUAUGAAUUUGAUAUUAAUGCUGACGGUGGUGGUGUUUUUUUUGUUUUUUUUUAAUGCUUGGGGUCUAGAAUGAAUGGAUUAUUACACUUACUUGCAGACCAGCAAAUAUUUUUAAUCUCAACUAAAUAUAUGCAAAAAUUGGAGUUGGAAAAGUGAAAAAGACAAGAAGACAUAACGCUUUACGUGUUUUGCAAAGUUAGAUUUGCUAAUAGUCUUGUUUGUUAAAAAGCUACUAUGAUAUUCUAGCUAAGACGUGUCACUUUCUCACAGGCCUGUAUUUCACUGCGGCCUGACCUUAAACUCUACUCCAGCGAUUGUGGGAAAAGUUUGUUAUUAAUGCAUUUACAAAAAAAAAAAAAAAGCCUUUACUGUUUUUGAACAAUUUGAGCACUCCCAAACAGUCAGAGGACACUGCAGUUGAACACUUUUUCUUGAUCCCUGGCAGCAGUUUCACAGUCGUGGCUAUGGUGCAGUGAAAAUGUGGCCUGUGUGUAGCGAGCUCCUCCGUGUUUAUGUAUUCACUAUGCUUUUAUCAAGAGGACUAACUGACCUUAUGGGCUGUCUGUCUUUAUAUGCAUAAACAGCCUCCCUGAUUCUUUUUCAUGUCUGUCUAGUUACCCUUCUCAUAGUACUGGGAGCAGGCUGGUUUUUUUUUUAUUGGAUACGUGCUCAACCCGUUGGCAUUAUAACUGUAUAAUAUAAUUUAUCAUUUGUACUAUUGUAACAUACUGUUCUUCUGUAUACCUUAUUAUUCUGUGUAAUGGGUUUUUGUAGGAAAAGUCAUUGUGGUAUUUUAACGGCAUCUAAACAAACGAACGCAGCAGGCCGCACCCUGUUGGAUGAGGACAACUGUAGCUGCAUCGGUUCAAAAUAAAAUGUGUAUCACUUCAGCUCUGUAA